This is a messenger RNA of Daktulosphaira vitifoliae (grape phylloxera), 1156 nucleotides long. RefSeq lists its product as uncharacterized. The transcript is spliced from 6 exons. NCBI's taxonomy places the organism in Eukaryota, Metazoa, Arthropoda, Insecta, Hemiptera, Phylloxeridae. The coding region runs from base 172 to 966 and encodes 264 amino acids. Gene Ontology annotation, cellular component: nucleus. The record is from RefSeq and is a predicted model, not a curated record.
CAAUCGUCAGGUUAUUCGUUUCAUGUUUUCAUGUUUGCGUCGUUUUCUUAAUUCUUUGUAAACAUCGUUUCAUCUACGAUUUACCAUUGUUGAAAUAUAUAUUGUACUUGCUAAGCCUUUUGAGGCAAUUUUAUAUUUGUACUUUAGACAUACUCAUCUUAAAACGUCAUAAUGAAGAGUAAAGAUGUUGUUGCUGGAGAUUCUGAAAAUGAGUUUGAAGUAGAUGAGCCUGAAGAAGUUGAUGAUCAUUCUGAUGAUGAAUGGGCACCUAGUGCUGCGGCUAAAUCACCUGGAAAACGUGGCCGACCAACCAGAGCUGUAGCAGCCAGAAAGAAAGCUAAAACCAAGAGUACUGAUGAAGAUGAUGAAGACGAAGAAGAAGUCCUUCCUAAAAAAAAAAGGGGAGCAAAACCUAAAACUACUACUCCUGCAAAACGAGGUAGGGCUGCAAAAAAAACAAAGAAGGAAGAAGAACCUGAAGAAGAAGAAGAAAUUGAAGAUGAAGAAGAAUUAGAUGAAGAUGAUGAAGAAGAAGAAGAAGAACUGAAUCAAGGACCUAAUGCUAAACCUGCAAAAGAGUUUACAUCUGGAGCAUUUGUAGUUCUAAAAACUGAUAUGAUUGGAGAUGGUAACCCUCCUGUAUGGAAAAUUGAUGGCAAAGCUUUGUUACAAAAAUAUAUUCCAUUUGAACAAGAUGGCAAAACAUUGUACAAGAAUACCUCAGUUUAUUCUGGUUGGGGAUCCAAUGUUAAAGAGCAAUAUUACUCAGCACCAGUUUCAUUUAUUCAACAAACUCGUAAAGAACAUAUUAUAGAAUUUUACAAAGAUAAAAUAGAAAAGGAUCCUGAAGUAGAAGCAGCAGCAAAAAAAGAAUUGGAAGAUGAAGAAGCAGAACUUGCUGCUGGAGAGGAAGAAGAUGAAGAGGAGGAAGAAGAAGGUGAUGAAGAAGACCAAGACGAAGCGUAAAGUAAAUCUACAUUACGUUGUAUCAUAUUUAUAUUGUGACUGGUUCCCUUUUAUUGUGUUUUAAUAUAUAUUUUUUUAAUAUCAAUAUAAUUAGUAAACAACUUUUUCAUUUUAUAUUGAUUCUUAUAAUUUGUAAAAUUUUACCUGUUCAUUUUUGCAUAAAGAUUAUUAGCACAAUUAUCAUUUAUAA